CCGCACUCGAGAAGUUCGCAUCCCGGCUCAUUCCGCUGAUUGGCCUGAAUCGAGAAUAGACAUGCAGCUUAGACGAGCGCCUACUCCCAAAGCAUAGAGAGCAAGUCAGGCACUAGAUCACUAGACACACCAUGGCAGCGCUCAGCUUUACGCCCGCGGGCAAAGAUGGGCCAGCUUGCUUCAAUGUACCCCAUCUGGCCUCGACAACAGGCUACCCACCUCCCGGAAGAUCGCUCAAGAAUCGUACCAUCUCUGCUGACGAUCUGCGACAACAGCGAAAGACCGCUGCCGACACUUUGACGGCCAAGGAAAUCAAGCCAACGCCCAAGGACUUUGUUGCCCCAAGGCACGCCUCGAGCCAUCUACUCCAUUCUAUCCCGACGAGAGGCAACACCUGUCGGCAAAAUAUAAUAGACUAUCUCAUACAUCUCAAUCUCGAGGCGCGGUUCGCGACGAUUGACGACAGUACUUCGCUUGUGAGAAGAGCCGAGCAGGCGCAUCGCGAACCGGAGAACCGCAAGCACGCUCAACACGAUGACCUCGUCAUCCCACCGCUUGAUAGUGAAAGGGCAGAUGGACUCGAGAAACUCGUCGAUGGAAUGCUGUCCGGCGGGCGACACCACAUCUUGGCUAGCAUAGAAGCCAGGCUACCGCCUGCGCCAGCCAGUCUGCUCAACUUGGGAGAGCAGACAGAGAUGCCGACGCAGCGGAGCAGCGCCUUACAUGGCGCGAAGCGAGGAGGACUCGUCUCUGCUACAUCAGAUCAAGGCAUCCUCGAAUUGGGAAAGCAUAUCGAGACCCGUUGGAGACUGGUCAAGAUACUCAAUGAGGUCUUCUCACCUACGACUGAAGUCGAUCAGGUCGUCAGCACCAGCGACACUGCACUGCCAGGAUCUGACGACAAGCUCGUGCGGCCGACUUCGUCUGUAUCUGCAAAUUCGAUAGAGGUACAGACAGAUAGGAGUGCAAGGCUGCCAUCUUACAAGCCAAUCGACAUAUUGCCCCUAUCGGUACAAGCGCUCGUGCCUGUCUCGUCUCCUGAGCAACCACACUCUGAGCUCAGAGGCAGCAAGGUCUCUCAGGCUUUGCUCAAACGCAAGUUCUCUCAAGUCGGCAGUGGCUCAACCCGACCGGCGCACGUUUCCCCGCCAAGUCAGAUCGUUGCUCUGCCUGCAGACAAACUGAUUGCACCGCACAUUGACUAUCGCAUCAACCAUAAGCAAGCCAUCCGAGCACGCGCCGCUGAGAUCUUCUCGGCUUCUGUACCAAAAGGCGUCUGGUGUCGCAAUCAUCGCAUGAGGGACUGUACUGUCUGCCCCGCAGUUCAACGCAGUCGGAUCCAUUCCACUCAAAAGACGCGCAAAGAUGCUGCAACGGGUCAAGUUCUGCUCGCUUCUCGUGCGCCCGGUGCUGGUCUUGGCAGUGCCGCCGCUUCGGAGACCCAUGCGCCAGGUACACAACGACUGCUCCUUGCAGAAAUCAUUCCCGAGUUUAUCAUAGUCUCAGAGGCGCUAUUCGGCGAACUAGCCGAGAUGAUGUCGCCGCCUACGCAACAUGCCGCAGAGGAAGGCACCAAACCAGAAUGGGAGCUCGAUCUCGAAGCUGGCGAGGACAGAGACGCAAUCAGAGACCGACAGCAAGAGAGCGCAAAAGCCAGCGCCUCACAGCUGCCGAAAGAGCCGCCAUCGCGGUCAGGACCAGCAGAUCGUGCAUACCAUGUCUAUACUGCAUGGUACGAUCUCUUUGCCAACUUGUCGACUCAGGCAAUGCUGCAAGGCUUCGUCAUGGAGUCAUGGAAAGGUUAUGAGGCAGGAGAACUCUUGCUGGGCGUCGGCUGUGGCGGCUGGCACGGCAGAGGCUGGGGUACAGCGUAUCGUGCUAGGGAGCCUCAACCUGCAUCGGAGUUGCUUGACUUGUCCGAAGAAGAGCAAGAGGACCUUGACGAGGGCAGCAAGCGAAGGCUGAAGAAAGAGGUCUACACUCAACGGGUCGUCACUGCUGCCAAGCUUCUGUUCGGCGUCCGCAAUAAUGCGCUCGCCCGAUACGAAACGAAGAUGCAUGACAGGACGCAAGAGUUCUUGACGGUCAAGGAGGGCUCAACAUUGGAAGAGCAUCUGGAUCAGCUUUGCGAGCAAUACUCGUACGCAGACUGCUUGGACGAACUCUCGCUCUUUUUGCAAAGCGCACAAGCAAUGAUGGGCAAGCCCGAGCUCGCAAAGUACGAAGCUUUGCAUAAGCUGAGAACCAAGGGCCAUGUCACACAAGUCAUGCCAGGCGUGACGACGUCACCCAUAACUCAGACAGUCUCUCUGUCUUCGAAUGAUGCGCUAUCAGAUGAUCGCGACAUCGAGCCACUCUUGCGCUAUGCGGGCUUGCAAGUGGAAGAGGAAGACCGCAAAUGAACACAUGC
Mixia osmundae IAM 14324 is the source of this 2410-nucleotide messenger RNA. RefSeq lists its product as uncharacterized. The coding region runs from base 132 to 2402 and encodes 756 amino acids. The transcript is spliced from 4 exons. The record is from RefSeq and is a predicted model, not a curated record. NCBI's taxonomy places the organism in Eukaryota, Fungi, Basidiomycota, Mixiomycetes, Mixiales, Mixiaceae.